AGCUCUCACGCUGUGCAGCUCGUCUGUGUCUGUCAGCAGGUCAGCAGCGCCUCCACUCCUCUGCCAGGCUUCACUUUCAUCACUGACUACCAUCACUGACUACCAGCCAUCAUGAGGGAGAUCGUGCACCUCCAGGCCGGCCAGUGCGGCAACCAGAUUGGUGCAAAGUUCUGGGAGGUGAUCAGCGAUGAGCACGGCAUCGACCCAACGGGAGCCCACCACGGAGACAGCGACUUGCAGCUGGACCGCAUCAGUGUGUAUUACAACGAGGCCAGUGGUGGGAAGUAUGUGCCCAGGGCCAUCCUAGUUGACCUGGAACCAGGUACCAUGGACUCAGUCCGCUCUGGACCUUUUGGACAGAUCUUCAGACCGGACAACUUUGUCUUUGGUCAAAGCGGAGCAGGAAACAACUGGGCCAAAGGUCACUACACGGAGGGGGCAGAGCUGGUGGACUCGGUCCUGGAUGUGGUGAGGAAAGAGGCAGAGAGCUGUGAGUGUCUGCAGGGCUUCCAGCUCACACACUCUCUGGGAGGAGGAACGGGCUCCGGCAUGGGCACCCUGCUCAUCAGCAAGAUCAGGGAGGAGUACCCAGACCGCAUCAUGAAUACCUUCAGCGUGGUGCCCUCUCCGAAGGUAUCGGACACAGUGGUGGAGCCGUACAACGCCACGCUGUCGGUCCACCAGCUGGUAGAAAACACAGACGAGACCUUCUGCAUUGACAACGAAGCCCUGUAUGACAUCUGCUUCCGCACGCUCAAACUCACCACGCCCACGUACGGCGACCUCAACCACCUGGUCUCGGCCACCAUGAGCGGCGUGACCACCUGCCUGCGUUUCCCUGGCCAGCUCAACGCCGACCUGAGGAAACUGGCCGUCAACAUGGUGCCCUUCCCCCGCCUCCACUUCUUCAUGCCGGGCUUCGCCCCUCUGACCAGCAGGGGGAGCCAGCAGUACCGCGCCCUAACAGUGCCCGAGCUCACCCAGCAGGUGUUCGACGCAAAAAACAUGAUGGCGGCCUGCGACCCCCGCCAUGGGCGCUACCUGACGGUGGCCGCCGUGUUCCGCGGCCGCAUGUCCAUGAAGGAGGUGGACGAGCAGAUGCUGAACGUGCAGAACAAGAACAGCAGCUACUUCGUUGAAUGGAUCCCCAACAACGUCAAGACGGCCGUCUGCGACAUUCCGCCGCGAGGCCUCAAGAUGGCCGUCACCUUCAUCGGCAACAGCACGGCCAUCCAGGAGCUGUUCAAGCGCAUCUCCGAGCAGUUCACCGCCAUGUUCCGCCGCAAGGCCUUCCUCCACUGGUACACGGGCGAGGGCAUGGACGAGAUGGAGUUCACCGAGGCAGAGAGCAACAUGAACGACCUGGUGUCUGAGUACCAGCAGUACCAGGACGCCACGGCCGAGGAGGAGGGGGAGUUUGAGGAAGACGUGGAGGAGGAUGCCUAGAGUAGGAACAGAAAAAAAAGUAACAUUAGCUGAAGAAAGAGAUGAAGUAAAUGAACCCAAAAAAUCCAGAAAAAACAACAAAAUAUUGUGAUAGGAAAUGAAGGAAUUUAGCAGAAAUGAAAGGUGAACGUAGGCAGAGAAGUGAAGGAGAAGCGGGAUGAGAAACAGGAUAAAGAUUAAUUGACAUGUCAUUACCUCUUGCAGCAUUCUGCAGUCACUGGAAAAAAAACUGAAUCCAGUGUGACAACAUUUAAACAAAGGUGAAAGACAUUGAGAAUGUCAAGUGUUGGAAUCCCUGUAACCGUGGCUUAAACCAGGCCUGCAGCCAUGGAAGUAAGCUUCAGAAAUGUGAAAUCACACCAUUAUCAGUGUUUAGUGCUUCUAUGAGUGUUCGUAACUUUUGCCAUUACUCAUGAGCUUUGAAGAUCCCCUAUGAGAUCCUUGUGAAUGUUGGUAGUAGAUAUUUCCUCUAACUUUGAUAAGAAAUAGCUAUCAGGGUUAUUAUAUCCACAUCAAAGUAAUAGACCUCUCUCCAUUCAUGUUAAACAGAGAGCUCUCUCACAGUGUUGUAGCUUGCCUUUUAUGGAGAAGAACUUCAUGUAACAAAUCACAUAAUCAGGUCAUUUGAUUUAUUUUAUUUUAUUCAGAAAGCAUAGAUAAAAGUGUCAUAAGAAAGAUACAUGUUUUAUUAUGUUUUUGUUGCAGAGACUGCAGCCAAUUCAGCAUAUUACAUAACGAUAAUUUCAACAAAGGUCUGUUUCACUGAACUCCCGACCAACAAAUUGACUUUACUAGGAUACAUGUUCACAGUUUUAAUGCAGCAGCGGCAGCAGCAACAUUAGCAGGAUUAUUCUCAGACGCCAGCCAACGUCAUGAGGACGAUCACACUCUGCAGAUGUCCUGUCAGGUCAUGGAAAGCUUAUUUACCUUUAAGUGAUCUGUUUUUUUCCCCCUGAUAUGUUGGACUCAAAAAGGCCUGAGCUUUGCUGCUUUUGGAUUGGAACCAUGAAUCAGCCAAGUAUUCUAAGUUAAAUACAAAGAUGUAAACUCUAAAGCCUCUGCUUUGAAAAGGAUGAACCCAUUCCUAGGAAGUCCAAGUGAUAGUUUAAUGUUUUCAAUUAAAUAAAAGUUUAAUGUUUUAUUAUAUAUCUCAUCACAGUACAUCUAUGCUACAUCUGUCUUUCUAUUUGACAUUACUAAGUCAUUUAAACAUUUUAGCUAUUUAGGCUUUUUGACACGUUUAAAAAAUACAAUUUUCUUUUUUUUAAAGGGGAACACAAUUGCACAAUUUAACAUUCGGAUAAAUGUUUACAGAGCCGCUACAGUAUGCAUUCAAAUCAAACAGAAGCCAGUUGUGUUCAGUAUGUGUCGUCCUUAUGUCUGUGUGUUUCUUUGUGUGUUAAUACCUUUUUGAAAUCCUGUAGAACAGUUUGACUUUGGAUCCCAUUGACUGUGAAACACUUGUGAAAAAAAUAAA
Molecule: messenger RNA, 2923 nt
Organism: Anoplopoma fimbria (sablefish)
Lineage: Eukaryota; Metazoa; Chordata; Actinopteri; Perciformes; Anoplopomatidae
Product: tubulin beta chain-like
Exons: 5
Coding region: 112-1446 (444 amino acids)
Biological process (GO): microtubule cytoskeleton organization; mitotic cell cycle
Cellular component (GO): cytoplasm; microtubule
Molecular function (GO): structural constituent of cytoskeleton; GTPase activity; GTP binding
Source: RefSeq, a predicted model, not a curated record